Girardinichthys multiradiatus is the source of this 8387-nucleotide messenger RNA. It is a transcript of the gene ccdc186, whose product is annotated as coiled-coil domain-containing protein 186. NCBI's taxonomy places the organism in Eukaryota, Metazoa, Chordata, Actinopteri, Cyprinodontiformes, Goodeidae. Gene Ontology annotation, cellular component: trans-Golgi network. The record is from RefSeq and is a predicted model, not a curated record. Gene Ontology annotation, molecular function: small GTPase binding. The transcript has 16 exons. Bases 140 to 3190 code for a protein of 1016 amino acids. Gene Ontology annotation, biological process: vesicle cytoskeletal trafficking.
GACUGACGUCAUUUGUCACUUGGCAUUCAUUGCUUUCUGUCCCUCUCCUUCUCCUGCUGUGGCCAUAUUUGUUGAUGUGUCAUAGCAGUGAGUAGCAGGGCGGUCAGCUGGUGAAAUAGAGAGCUCCGAUCGUCAUUGCAUGGACAUACACGAUGACUUGUUGGCAUGUGAUUUGAACCCUAAGCGGACCAUGAAACAGCCCGCUCUGACUACAGAUGCACAGAAAAUGGAAGGAUCAGAUGAUAAAUUAGUAACAGAGGAAUUGCACUCUAGAGAUGAGUUUCAUAGUAGUGUGUCAAAUUGUGAAGAAGAAGAACUAAUCUUUCAGACCAGUGAUCAUCUGGUGAAGACCUGCCAUCAGGAAAAAGGUGAGAAACAGCCAGAAAGUGGAUUAUUCAAGACUGAAGAAGGAGCUCAGAUAUGCUGUCCGGACCAUCAUGAUGUAAAAGAGACAACUGCUGAUGUUAAAAGUGAUGCUGGUAAGGUUUCUGGUGAAACGGACAGACUUUCACUCAGUCCUUCAAACGAGGCUGCUGCCACCAGUCCAGAUGUCGCAGAAACCUCUCCUUCUGUUAUCGAAGGGACAAUGGAGACCUUUUUGACUUUUGAUGCAACAACUCAACAUGACAGUGAGCGGCUGUCUCAGUCUCCCUCUGUCGACAACAUCAAAUCUGCCGACAGUCCUUUACCAGGUUCUGUCCAAAGCACUUCCAAAAACUCCCCUACAGACUCCUCAACUUCUGGGUUCUCUAAUGGGCCAUCCACUCCGAGCUCCGACACACUCAGCUUCUCGCCGGUUUCCAGCCCGCAGACCGGCGCCAACGUCUCCCUCCCCCCACAAUCUUUAUCAAGCCCUUACGACACCGACUGCAGUCGAAAGCUCAUUUCCCAAAUCCAGCGCUCGCUGUCGCAAGAGUCACUGUUAGAUGAACUGGAGUCAGAGCUUUUAGCUUGUGGGCUGUCUGGAAGUGAAAGCAGAAGAAAGGGGAAAGGGAGCUCGCCUGUCAAUGGACUUCCAGCAGACCAGGAUGGCUGCAUGAUGGUCUAUGAGAAGUGUGUGCAGUUCAAGUACACUCAACAGGAGAAAGCUAUUCAGAGGUUGCUUGAGGAGAACAAGAGACACCAGGAAUUGAUCCUGGGGAUCUGCUCCGAAAAAGACAACAUGAAGGAAGAGUUGAAGAAGAGAGCAGAAACAGAGAAGCAACACAUCGGCUCUAUUAAAAAGUUAGAGUGGAGGGUGGAGGAGCUCCUGAAAGAACUGAAGGAGUCGCGAGAGAAAUUCAUCCACCACGACCAAACAGCCAAAGCUGCUUUGCAGCAGAUGCAGAGAGAAACUACUUACAGGAUAGAACAGGUGAACAGGAAGUGUGAUGAGGCGCGGCAGGAGAAGGAGGCCAUGGUGAUGAAAUAUGUGCGAGGAGAGAAAGAAGCUCUGGACCUAAGGCGGGAUAAGGAGAGUUUGGAGAAGAGGCUGAGGGAAGCCCUCAAGGAGGUGGACCGCCAGGCCCUCAGGGGAAAUCAGCUGGCUCAGGAGAAGGGACGGCUGCAACAGCUGUAUGACGCUAAGGAAGGUGAGGUUGGCCGGCUGACGCGAGAAGUGGAAAAGUUGAAAGAGGAGAUCAACUCUCAUCUAAUUAAAGUCAAAUGGGCCCAGAACAAACUAAAGAGUGAAGCAGAUGCUCACAAGGAAACUAAAGACAAAUUGAGAGAAACAACAUCGAAGUUGGCUCAAGCCAAAGAGGAGACGGAACAGAUCCGAAAGAACUGCCAGGACAUGAUCCGAACGUACCAGGAAUCGGAAGAGCUGAGGUCCAAUGAGUUGGAUGCUAAACUGAAGGAGACCAAAGGAGAGUUGGAGAAGCAUAAGCAGGAGCAAACAGACCAAUUAGAGAUGCAUCGAGCAAAGGCCAAGGAGCUGGAGGACCUGAAGAAGAGUUACAAAGAAAGCAUAGAUGAGCUUGAAACACUCCGCACUAAGUUAAAGUGUCUGGAGGAUGAGCGGCCGCGGUGGGAGGACGAGCUGACUAAAUACAGGGAGAUCAUAAACCGGCAGAAGGCUGAGAUUGGCCGCCAGAGAGAAAAACUUGAAGAGGUCACUGCACUUCAGGAGCAGCAUGAAAGAGACAAACAAGAGAUCGCCUCUCUCCAGGAGGAAGUGGAGGGCCUGACCAAUCAGAUGGCCGACCUCCAGUGUGACGUGCAAGGCAGCAGGGAACGUGAAGCCGAGCUACUGGGUUUUACUGAGAAGCUGAGCAGCAAGAAUGCCCAGCUGCAGUCGGAGAGCAACGCGCUGCAGUCUCAGCUGGAUCAAGUCAGCGGCAGCUUCACAACGCUCCAAGCAAAGCUGGAGGAGACCAGCAGGAUCCUGGAUGACAAGUCCCGGCAGCUGAAGCAGGAAGAAGUGCUGAGGCACCAGGAGGUGCAGGGUCUGCAGGAGGAACGGAAAGUUCUGCAAACAGAGGUGGCCCAACUGAAGACCAGAGUAGAGGAGCUGAGGGACGAGCUGGUGACGCAGAAACGGAAACAAGCAGCCAAUAUUAAGGAUCUCACAAAACAACUAACACAAGCUCGUAAGAGGCUGGAGCAGGUCGAGAAUGGAGGAUGUGACCGGGAUGUCAGCAGUAUGGGCAGUCGCUCCAGUUCCUCAGGUACUGCUCUGAGAUUUGGUUCCCUAAAUGCACGCCAUGGUGGAAGCAGCAGUGUUGAGGAGCGUUCACCAGAGAGCCAGUCCGGUCCUUCGGUGAUGGUUGUGGACAGCUUCCCAGAGGUCGACAAGGCAGUGCUUGUAGAUCGUAUAGUACGUCUGCAAAAAGCUUUGGCGAGAAAGCAGGAAAAAAUUGAGUUCAUGGAGGAUCACAUUAAACAGCUGGUGGAAGAGAUCCGGAAAAAGACUAAAAUUAUCCAGAGCUACGUGCUAAGAGAGGAGUCAGGGGCCCUCUCAUCAGAGGCAUCGGAUAUUAACAAGGCCCACCUUAGCCGGCGGGGGGGCAUCAUGGCAUCGCUUUACACCUCCCACCCGGCGGACAGCGGGCUGACCCUAGACCUGUCUUUGGAGAUUAACCGGAAGCUGCAGGCAGUGCUGGAGGACACGCUGCUGAAGAACAUUACCCUGAAGGAGAAUCUGCAGACUCUGGGGUCUGAGAUUGAAAAACUCAUAAAGCAGCAGAAGAAUCUAGAAGAUGGAGUCUGAAAGAAGUGAAAAGGAACUACUUAAGCAACUCCUCCUCCCCGACAAAUGAAGAAGCAGAUAGUACGUUGUAAGUGCCAGUGAGAUGUGGGACCUCUUGAACCAUUUCUGUCCAUUUGGAGGAAAUGUCUGAGCUUACUUGAACAGUUGCUACUCCAUCCACGUUGUGCCACCUCUAUUUAUAGAACCUGACACAAUAACGUUUCUUCUGGCCCACAUUUACCUCCCCAAAGUAUUGCAAAGAGAACUCUUUGGGCUCAUCGCUUCAGACUUGAACUGCCUUGUGGCAGUAUCGUGAAUGUUUAGCUAAAUCUCCUUGGAAACGAAUUACCAGUAAAACAAUCCAGGUAAUUUUGGAAAAGUGUGAAAUUUGAUUUCAGUAUUGCCCCAGGUCUGGAUAAGUAUUGAAAAAGAAGAGCUUGGGAAAAUAUUCAUGUUUAGACUUAAUUCAAUGUCCCAUAGUUAAAUGUUUUGUUUUUCUGUCUGUCCUUCAUUCACUGGCUUUCUUGUAUCCUUUCUUUCCUUCCUUGCCUGCUUCCUUGUGUCCUACCUCCCAUUGUUACUUUUGUCCUUCCUUUAUUAUUCAUUUCCUCCCCUCUUUCCCUGUGUCCUUCCCCUGUUUCCUUCUUUGUGUCCAUCAUUUCCCUAUUUCCUUCCUUAUUCCCUUUCUCCCCUUUCUCAUGUCCUUCUUUCCCUAUUUCCUUUCUCCUCUCUUUCCUUCCUUCCUUAUCAUUCAUUCAUUUCCUUCAUUAUGCAUGUUCUUUCUUUCCUCCAUCACUCAAUUGUUUUCUUCCUUCUUCACUUUCCUCCCUUCCUUGUGUCCUUAAUUCCUGCCCAUUUCUGUUUCUUUCCAGUUUCCAUAUUUAAAGCCUGUCAGCUGUAGAAAUGUCUGCCAACAUUUUAGUGUUUUAAAUUUAAAAAUAAAUCCAAGGGACAUAGUCUGAGAACAUAUGGAUUUCUUUCUAUAAGAAAGAUGCAUAAGAAUCUUGAAAGUUACUGAACUGAAACGAUCCUUGCCAGCAUCCCAUGAAGUCUGCCUGGAAAAUGCCAAAUGUGUUUUUACUUCUUCAGCUGGACAUUUGAAGCGAAACAACAGCAAAAAAAAAACAGAUCAGUCCUCACUUUAGGAGAGCCUGCAUUCCACUGGUGCAUUUUUCUUCUGUUUAUUUCUUUUUUGCUCCCGCCCUGCGCAGCACUUACAGCCGAGUCAGUAGAGCAAGGUGCCUCUUAUCAUAAGCCCGCCCAUCUUUGUGGCACAGGUGCUAGAUUUCAGGAAGCAUCUUUGUAAUGUUCCCCUGCAGCCGACAGCAUAACGCCACCUGCUCUUCAGCUGCAUUAAGAAUGAAUCAGUCUCUGAUUAAAUGUAAUAUCAUGUGAAAGGUUGAAAUGUACAGCUGGUCUUAAAUUCUGCCACUCUGAAUGUAAUUUUUUUUCCUCCUUUAAAUUUAUUUAAUAUAUUUUUUAUUUCAUUACAUCUGAGUUUUAGUUUUCACUAUCAUGACGACUUUUCUUUUUAGUUUCUUUGUUCUUAAGGGAAAAUGUAGGAAUUUUGAAGUACGGCUCUGGUAAAAGGUUAUAAGCAGUCAUACCCCCGUCCUAUUGCUCAUCUAGUAAUCAUUUCAGUGGCUUAGGAAGGGAUGCUAAUGCUCUAGCCAACUUUUCCUACACUGUCAACACUGAAGAAUAGAAAUUUUAAUAUAAGCAAGGCUGCCACAGAUUUUUUUUUUUGAUUUUUCGGACCUGCCAUUGAAACAUAAGAGCCACUGCUAUGUCACAGCAAUGAUCUGGUAGGUGUAUUUAGUUGAUGCUCAACAGAUGCUAAGUCUGCAAUGAAGAGAAUGCCGAAUGCCUGAAGUGGCUGCAACUGACGGAAGCCUGACCUACUUUUCAAUCUAUUAAUAUGAUUAAUAAUUAUUUGACCAACUGGGAGCAUUGUGGAUAGAGUAUUGAAGUUUCUCCAGAUCAUUAAUUGGGAGCAAAAAAAUUAAAAUAAAACGAGACUGUGACGUCAGAACAAAAGUAACGUACCCUGCCCUUCUGCAGUUACACACUGGGAAUUGUACAUCUUUUAUUCCAAUGCAAACACAACAUGCAAAACGGGGGCACAUCAAAAGGGACAUUGAUUGACUUGAUGAUCCUCAAAAUGUACUAGGUACACCAACGUGAUGGGCAAGAAAACAGUGUGAUAGUAGCUUUAACAUCCUACCUGCAGUCACCAACUGUCUCGCCAACAUUGUUUAAUAAUCCAGAUUAAUUGGUCCUGGUUAGUCUCGGAGGGGCCAAAACCAAAGCACACUUCUACUAUCUUAAAACAACUCCAGUCUCUUGACUUAAGCAACUCCUCCUUCCCGACAAAUGAAGAAGCAGAUAGUACGUUGUAAGUGCCAGUGAGAUGUGGGACCUCUUGAACCAUUUCUGUCCAUUUGGAGGAAAUGUCUGAGCUUACUUGAACAGUUGCUACUCCAUCCACGUUGUGCCACCUCUAUUUAUAGAACCUGACACAAGAACUUUUCUUCUGGCCCACAUUUACUUCCCCAAAGUAUUGCAAAGAGAACUCUUUGGGCUCAUCGCUUCAGACUUGAACUGCCUUGUGGCAGUAUCGUGAAUGUUCAUCUAAAUUUCCUUGGAAACUAAUAACAAUCCAGGGUUCCUACGCAUUUUGGAAAAGUGUGAAAUCUGAUUUCAGUAUUGUCCCAGGUCUGGAUAAGUAUUGAAAAAGAAGAGCUUGGGAAAAUAUUCAUGUUUAGACUCAGUCUCAAAGACCUUGGAAAACUUUGGAAAACUGGAGUUUUCUCACCAAUCCUGACCCUUGGUCCAUCAAAAAAUCAGACUGGAUGUGACGAUUUGUAGCUCAUUAUAUUAUUCACUCACAAAACACCCCUUUUUGUUAACAUUGUACCUACAGGAUUUUCUAGCUUGUAUGGCCACUGAGUAAUCAGAAAACUGAAACUGAAACACAGUUGAGUUUGAUUUGAUAUCAUUCCCUAAAUCCAAGUUUGGGAUUCAGGUGUAAAUGGGGCACAUUAAAAGCAUUAUUUGUUCUUGGUACACUGCCGUCCAAUUCAGUUAAUAUAUUUACUUUGCAAAUAAUUCAUACUGAACCUUCUUUUGCUAAAGUUACUACUAAAGGUAACCCAAAUACCACCAGUGGUAUGUCUACCAUGGGUGUAAUAAAACAGUAAAGCAGUGUAAAAAGAGUGGUAAAUCUACUGUUUUAAUUUUUAUAGUUCCUUACUUCUCUAUUACCCAGUUACUCUGACCGGAAACAGGUUCCGCUCUCAGUACAUGUUUCACACAGGAAGAUCAUUUAUGGUGCAACACCUCCUACUUCCAUUUGCUGUGUAAAUAUUCAUUGGUUCCUACGCAAAUAGCCAUCCCAUACAAACAUGACCAAUGGUUUAAAGGUUGGGAAAAUGUUGAUCUCAUAAACCACUAUGAUAUUUGUGAGAUUGCGGUUGCUCUACGAGGGUAGGAGUCUGCUUUGAUCAUGGCCCCUCUUAGACUAGCUGUAGCACAAGCUAAUCCGGAUUUAUCCACAGUAAAAAUGUCUAGCGAGUUAUCCACUGCAUGUAAGAUAUUGACUGCUUCUGGCCUUUUAAAUAGAAUUGAAGUGACAAAUACUCCAACUCUUUUUGUCUCUUCCUCGUUGAAAUCUGUCCUGGUUAAAAGCCUUUUAGUAACAACUUAUCUACCUAAAUGUUUUGCGGCAUUUUACCCAUUCCUGGUUUUAAACGUUGGGCACAGAAAAAAGGUCUUUGCACUCCAUGUAGGAUGUGAAUUUUAUGAGAAAACAGACAAAAAUGUUUGUUUGUAUGCUCCCUUCCUUUUUUGUAGCAUCGUUGAGUUUAAUCAAGAGUAGAAGAAGAAUCAAAGGCAGAGCAGAAGUUUUGUAGCUGCAGCUCAGGAAUGCAAAAAAUAAUAUCCAGGGACAAAGUGCAAUGCAGUUGCAUUCAAUGGCUUUUUAUUUUCUUUGAUGUAACUGCUGGUGUAUUGUUUUUAUGCUCGUUUGUGCAACAUUUGAAUAUUAAGAGGGAGACAUGUGCAUGUGUGCCUUCUUUAACCCCUCCAGCUUUUGUGUUUACACCCAGUGUAUAUGCUUUAGCUGCCCAGGCUUGUUAGAUGGACCAUUACAGCCAGUUUGUUUUUCUUUCCAGAGUCAGUCUGCCACCGCCAGCAUGCACACGCCUGCAGCUCAGUACCUCUUCAUAAUAAGAAAAUAUUAGCUCGAUCAUUCAGGCCCUGCAAGAUGGAGGUUAAAGAGCAACACUGUUUGCUGCAGCCACCGCAAAUGAUAAGCCUGCCUUUUUUGUUGUUUUCUUGUUUUAAAGGGGUAUGAAUGGUUGCAGGCUUCUCCCAUCGCCAUUCACCCCAAGGCUAUGCAAAUGUGGACCACUACAUGUAUAAAGAUAAAGAUGAAAGUCUCACUAUCGAGGUCAGGGAGACCUUAAAGCCUCUCCGCUGCAGCAGCGAGUGCCCAGCAUUUGAUGGAACUCCAUGUUUAUUGCAUCCGAUCUCACUUCUUUACCAAAUAUGAUUAAUUUGUUAACCUGCAGGAAACAGAAACCUGAGAUUUCUUCUCAUAUUGAAACAUAGAAACUCUCUAGACAAAUAAAAUCUAAUUUGCCUUAAAUAUAGCUUCUUUUUGGGCAGUGGGUUGAUAAAUUUUCUUUCAUGGGGCUCACUUUUUUUAGUCUCGCUGUUUGUUUCUGAUGCAGAAUUGAACUGCCGCCUAUGCAACAGAUUGGCUUAGGGCAUUCUAAUUAAGUCCCCACAACUCUCAGAGGCUUUCUAAUGGGCUUUUUUAGGUUGUGUCCCCCCCCCCCCCCCCCAACAUCAGGCUGGGUACUCGCUGAUCUCAGAUUUGCUGCGUUCCGCAGCUUUAAAACAAAGCCAUGCUGCAGCUUUGUGCGGAUGAACGGAUCAGGCCUCAUGUUUCACUACGAUUAUGAAGAAAUGGUGUUCAGUAUGUGCCAAUCUGUAAAUGGGGCAAAAAAAAGAAAACUAAAUGAGAUGUCUGUUGUUUUGCUGUUCUGCGAUGAUUUUCCCAUUCCUGUUUUGUGGAGUAUUCAAACUGUGAUUAUAAUAUAUGAAUUUGUAGAUAAGUCGUGUAAAAUGAUGAGAUGCUUUUAAAGAAAAAACUGAUUCUGGAGGAUGUUUGUACAUACUGUGUUCCCAGGGAAUAAAAGGAGAUGAAUCUUAA